AGAACAUUUUUGUCAGAUGAAUUCCAAAUUAAAGCUAUAAAUUAAAAUAAAAUGAGAUAUUUUGAGUAGAUGCACACAGCCAACAACACCAUCUUUUGGAGCAAGAGAGAGAGGCAGAGAAAGAAAGAGCAGAGCUUGAAGCAUGGCCAUGGCAAAUAAAUACGAAGAAGAAGAAGAAGCGGAGGAAAUUCAAAACUUCGCAAAGAGACUGAAAUGUAGCAGAUACGAGGAACAUCAAGAAGAAGAAGAAGAAGAAGAAGAGGAGGAGGAGAGCGAGCUGGCGUUGAAGCUAGGGAUGGUAGUUUACCCAAUGAAACCCGCAUCGUUUGUGGUCUCAGAUGCUCUGGAGCCCGAUGGUCCUAUCAUUUAUGUCAACAAAGUCUUCGAGACCUUCACCGGCUAUUGCGCCCACGAGGUCCUCGGUCGGAACUGUCGAUUCCUACAGUAUAGGGACCCUCAUGCUCAAAGACGGCAUCCUCUGGUAGAUCCUGUUGUUGUUUCUGAGAUUAGAAGGUGUCUCGAGGAAGGAGUUGAGUUCCAAGGCGAGCUUCUUAAUUUCAGGAAGGAUGGAACUCCCUUGGUGAAUAGGCUAAGACUGAAACCUAUACAUGAUGAUAAUGGAACUGUUACACACAUCAUAGGCAUUCAAGUAUUUUCCGAAGCAAAAAUAGAUUUGAGCAGUGUCUCAUAUCCAGUUUAUAAAGAGACAUGCAAUCAGCAGUAUGAUCAAUCUGGUAAAUAUUCUCUCAUGAGUGGACAAACACCUUUCACCCAGUAUCAAGAAAUAUGUGGGAUUCUUCAGCUCUCCGAUGAAGUCUUGGCUCACAACAUCUUAUCACGCUUGACUCCCAGGGAUGUGGCAUCCAUUGGUUCUGUCUGCAGAAGAAUCCGUCAACUAACAAAAAAUGAGCAUGUAAGAAAGAUGGUAUGUCAAAAUGCAUGGGGAAGAGAAGUCACCGGUACAUUGGAAUUGAUGACUAAUAAGUUAGGGUGGGGGCGUCUGGCCAGGGAACUGACAACUCUUGAGGCUGUUUGUUGGAGGAAAUUUACAGUUGGAGGUGCCGUGGAGCCUUCACGAUGCAAUUUCAGUGCUUGUGCUGUAGGAAAUCGACUUGUACUGUUUGGAGGGGAAGGAGUUGAUAUGCAGCCAAUGGAUGACACAUUUGUUCUCAAUCUUGAUGCUGCUGAUCCAGAGUGGCGUCGAGUAAGUGUGAAAUCAUCACCGCCAGGGCGUUGGGGCCACACUCUUUCGUGCUUGAAUGGUUCUUGGUUGAUAGUUUUUGGAGGCUGUGGGCGGGAAGGAUUGCUCAAUGAUGUUUUCAUUCUUGACUUGGAUGCCAAGCAGCCAACAUGGAAAGAAGUUUUUGGUGGAACUCCCCCGCUUCCUAGAUCCUGGCAUAGCUCUUGUACAGUAGAAGGGUCUAAAUUAGUUGUGUCAGGUGGAUGCACAGAUGCUGGGGUACUUCUUAGUGACACGUACUUAUUGGAUCUCACUACAGACCACCCAACAUGGAAAGAGAUUCCAACUUCAUGGGCUCCUCCCUCUAGGUUGGGGCAUUCACUUUCAGUUUAUGGUCGAUCAAAGAUUCUCAUGUUUGGUGGACUUGCCAACAGUGGGCACUUGAGGUUACGAUCAGGUGAGACUUACACUAUUGAUUUGGAAGAUGAAAACCCUCAGUGGAGGCAACUGGAGUGUAACGCGUUCACCAGCAUAGGCAGCCAGAGUGCUGUGGUUCCCCCUCCUAGACUUGAUCACGUUGCUGUCAGCAUGCCUUGUGGAAGGAUCAUUAUCUUCGGUGGUUCAAUCGCAGGGCUGCAUUCUCCUUCUCAGCUUUUCCUCUUGGAUCCUUCGGAAGAGAAACCAUCAUGGAGAAUUCUCAACGUUCCGGGGCAACCACCUAAAUUUGCUUGGGGUCAUAGCACUUGCGUGGUUGGCGGGACAAGGGUCCUGGUAUUGGGUGGGCACACAGGUGAAGAGUGGAUACUUAAUGACUUACAUGAGUUGUGCUUAGCAAGCCGGCAGGACUGAGACCUCUGAUACACUUAUUUUGAGUCUGGUCGGCCCAGCCAGCCAGGCAGCAGAGUUAGCAGAAUUACAUGAUUAUCUGCAGCAACCACUCUAGAAGAAAAUUUUGUUUCGUGAUCUGUGCAAGUUGAGUUUCUUCCUCGUAAGUUAUUGGCUUCAUUUUGCAUUGAAAUUGGGUGUUUUUAAAGUAUGUGUGCUGUUCAUGCUUAGAUUUGUACUGCAAUGUAUAAAGAUAACAUCAUGGUUUGUUAAUUGGGCUGUACAUUUACACUGCGAGCAUAGGAUGUGAAUGUGAGCCUCAUUAUUCUUUUUAUAAGGUUAUCGAAAUCCGUAUGAAGUACUGGGUUUUACAAUUUUGGAUUGAUUCAUUUCGUUGCAAAAGAUCAUUGAUGGAUUGAUUCAUGAGAUGGCCCUA
Messenger RNA from Prunus dulcis (almond), 2441 nucleotides. RefSeq names its product adagio protein 3. Gene Ontology annotation, molecular function: protein binding. The coding region runs from base 143 to 2029 and encodes 628 amino acids. The transcript is spliced from 2 exons. The record is from RefSeq and is a predicted model, not a curated record. Gene Ontology annotation, biological process: circadian rhythm; response to blue light. Lineage: Eukaryota; Viridiplantae; Streptophyta; Magnoliopsida; Rosales; Rosaceae. Gene Ontology annotation, cellular component: cytosol; nucleus; SCF ubiquitin ligase complex.